AAUCGCCGAAAAGCGGCGACGCAUCGCCCUCCAUCGCCCGGGUGGGAUGCGUCCUCCCCGUCUCCUCUUAACCUUCCCAAAUCCGCCACCCUCCCUUUAUCUAUUCCCACGCCAAACCCUCGCACAUGCCCUCCAGCCCCGCAUUCGCGGCGCCGAGGACAGCCAGGGAUCCUGUUGCCAUAGCAAAUCUAAUUAUAGCCGAAGGAGGAGGAUUCACGGGCGCGGCGGCGGUUUGCGGGCUAAGGGGGGUGGUGGUGGUGGAUGGAGCUCGGAUCUGGGCGCCGCCCCUUUCGUUUUCGCGCUGCGGGCGCAAGAAAACGAGGACGGAGGACGACAGACGGCGAGGUGGUGGGUGGUGGCAGUGGCGCGAUGGGGUCGCACGGGGUAGGUACCCUCCACCGGUACCUGGGCGAGGAAGGAGCAGCAGAGAUGCAUGGGGAUUACAAUCAGCAGCAGAGUCCUCCCAAGUUGCUAACUUUGCCCACGGUUCUCACGCUCGGCCGGGUGGCUGCCGUUCCCCUUCUCGUGAGCAGUAGCUUAUCACAUGAAUGGCUGCUGGGCACCAACUGCAACAACUAGCAUCUUUCUUGUUGCAGCAUUCACAGACUGGCUAGAUGGUUAUAUUGCACGAAAGAUGAGGCUAGGAACGGCUUUUGGUGCUUUCUUGGAUCCUGUAGCUGAUAAGCUUAUGGUUGCUGCCACAUUAGUGUUAUUGUGUACAGAACCUGCGGACAUUGUUUUAUUUGUUGAUGUACCAUGGCUUUUGACAGUACCAUCAAUUGCCAUCAUAUGUAGAGAGAUAACAAUGUCAGCAGUUAGAGAGUGGGCUGCAUCCCAAGGAAGUAGGGCCCUUCAGUCUGUUGCGGUCAGCAAUCUGGGAAAAUGGAAAACAGCAGCGCAAAUGACUGCACUGAGUAUCCUUCUUGCUACCAGAGACCCAAGGAUCAGAUGUUAUUGUUUCUUCUGGCGUACUUCUGUUAUAUAUAUCUGCGGCUCUUUCUGUUUGGUCGCUAAUCAUGUACAUGAGCAAAAUCUGGAGGGUAUUACUUCAGUAGUCAUGUCUAGCAUUAUAUCAAUACUCUGGGAUCUGAUGAGGGGCACGGAUUCUGUUCCUCUAUGUAUAUGUCAGUUGAUUCCUGAAGUUGUAGGAACAAGCUUUCUUCUCCAGAUCUCAUGGUUCCAUUCACUAACUAGUAGAGAAGGCUUCUGUUCAUAGAUGAACUGCAACCAGCAGUGAUUUUAUACCACUUGUUUACAUUUACCUGGGACUGGAUAUUCUUGUUGGAGAAGGAACAAUUUGGAGCCUUCACUGUGUACCGGCCAGGCAUAUCUGGAGUUUAAUUUGGACAAUAAUUCCAUCAUCGAAUUUCAAGAAGUGUUUUGGUUCACUCGUAGGUGGCAGUUUACAUCAGUUACAAGAGGCGCCGUUGUUUCAUUUUCUUUAUGAAGGAAUGCUGGUGGACAUUUCUAGAUUGAGGUUUAGCAAACUUCAGAGUAGUAGAGAAGCUGGAACAUCUGAAUCAAAUGCCAUAAAGUAGGGAGAUAGUUGCAUUAGUCUCAUAAGAUCCGUGUCAAUAUUAUUAAGACUGGUAUGAAUUUGCAUAUGCUGAUGCAUAAUAUUGUGAGCAGAUGGUUUUACGGUAGGUGGGCAAUAUGAAUAGCAUAUAGUCUACAAUACUACAUAAUACACUCGGUCAAAGAUUUGUAUGAGGAUUUUCAGAAGUCUGGUCCAUUAUUUCAUAUUUGUUUCCCUGGUUUUGUUAUCUCUGGAUGAAGAUAUAAUUCUCUGUAAUAUUUCAUUAUGUGGCGUAUAUAUCUCUGUCAAAUUUGGCCGGAAUG
This is a messenger RNA of Phoenix dactylifera (date palm), 1839 nucleotides long. The record is from RefSeq and is a predicted model, not a curated record. NCBI's taxonomy places the organism in Eukaryota, Viridiplantae, Streptophyta, Magnoliopsida, Arecales, Arecaceae.